GCACGAUUCUAGAGAAGAACCGCACCAGGGCCAUAGCCAAGGAGGUGAGGGCCAUAGCCAACGAGACCAGGAGACUCAGCAUAGCGAAAAAGGCGAUCAUGGUACUAGAGUAGCUGGAAGUCACGUCGUAUAUGGAACAGCAGCAGAUAUUGUGGUUGAAAACACUGUUGGAGGACGAGACAGUGCUGUAGAGGACAUCAGGGAAAAUGAGACUCUGUUUCUAAGGCACAAUUCUCCUAGCUUUUCUGUUUUCCCUAGUUAGCUCUGCUCCACCGCAAACUAACUAGGUAUUCGUAUUCUCCAAGACAAGGACAACUAUUCGUCCUAUCUAGAGUGGCUUCUUCCUUUACAUAAGGUUGAGGUUUAGGCCCAGCGGCGCUCAAAGCACUAAAUAACGCAGCCGGUUAGUUUUUACCUCUAGCGUUUAGCCCUUCCAACAAAAUAAAUAUUACUAUUUAAUCGUAAAUUUCGCGGACGAAAUAGUUGUAAUGUCUCGAAACGAGGACGGAGUAGUUGUAAUACUGAUUCCGAAACUACUAGCACUUGUAAAACGAAUCUCCAAAAGAAUUAGGAAUUUUGUUUUACGUUACAGAUGGAGUUGUAGAAGUCAAUUGCAAAAAAAAUAAGAAUUUUGUUUUACAUUACCGAUGGAGUUCGUUGUAGAUAGAGGAAGCUAAGUUCUGAAAGUGCAUAAUGACCUUGAGGUCCCGCGCUAAACGAGUUGACAUAUUCAAAAAACGCCACGCGAAAUGCAAACAGAAAGUUCUUAGAUGCUUGAAAAAAUGAGACAGCCCCCCUAAGUAUUCUGCACUCGUCCCCCUAUCCCCACUGAACGGUAGCCCCUUUACCUCAUGAAUUGGUAAGUCAGUCAAUCAAUCAAAUUAUUCGAAAACUCAAAAUAACCGAGUUACUGACUGAAAUAAGGGAGGUAGCUUAGCGUCAAGGCUACCUUUCCUUCUCAUCAGUAUCUCGGUUAUUCUGAUCAGUUACUCGCCUAUUUCAGUUUUUCGAGUACGUUACAGAUGGAGUUGCAGGAAUCUAAAUUCUGAAAGUGCAUAUGUCCUGCUCUAACCUAAGUGCAGCAGGGCGAUGAAGAUGGCGUUAGAGGUGACGUUAGGCAACAUCACAACAGUGGCGAAGAAGCCGUUACUCACCAUCCCAACACAGUUGCGGGUGAUGGGACCAGUCAACAUAGCACCAGUGAGCAGCAGCACAGUGGUCAAGUGGGUCAAGUCAGGAGCAGUAAAGAAACCAGCCGUAGCACCAGUAAAGCACAUAGCACCUCCAGUGAAGCAACCAGGGAACAUGGUCACCAUAGACGGCUCAAAAAACGGCGGGAGGCGAAUGCUUUUGCUGUUGCGGACCAAGAAGAGGCUGAUUUGCGGGACCACAACGCGCCUUUUUUACUAGAAAAGUCGCAAUCUAGAAGAGGAGGCUCCCGGAGUACUAGGUCAUCCUCGACGGAGGAGGAUCCCGUACUAGUUUCGGAGAGCGGUUCCGCUGCACUCACCAUUUAAGGUUUGAUAUACGUACCUACGACACGCUUGCUCUUCGCAAACAGUCGAGGCAGCAUCUAUGCGCGCCUAUGCAACUACACUCAUUUCAAGGACAAGGGUUGUGAGUAGUUUAUCCUAGUUGCAAAACAACUGUAGAUACUUUUUCUCGUGGCUACUGUUCCAUGUCGAACCUUCUGCCCGCAUACUGUCCAUGCUUCCUGCAUCUCCCUGUGGAAUCUUCUUCAUGGCACGUUUGGCGUCAACUCGACCUCGUUUUUGCAAGAGGGACAAGAUAGAUUAUGCCUUCAAUCUUUCUGGAGUUUGUAUUCUUGGUAUCCUGGUGGUAAAGGCAAUGGUUCACUUGGUACCUCGAGUUUUUCUAGGCACACGGUGUAAUGGUAUCCUUCUGGAGUAACCCAGAAGUUUUCCAAUUUAUCUAUAUCAGUUACUCUAUCGUUCGUUGAUGUUCUCGUCCUGGUUGAUCUAAUGUCAGAUUUGAGGCACUCUUGACUGUUUCUCUGAUUUAAAAAUCCUAAUUAAUAGUAAUUUCUGUGUCUUUUUUUAUUUCCUCUUCUACAUCGAAGAUCAGGGACCACGACUGGACAACUUUCUCUCUCUCUAUGAUAGUGAUCGUAAUAUGUCUUCUUCUUUCGACGGGACAAACGCUGCAUUUCUUCCGCAAGACGCGUCGUGACCUCCUCCCGCUCUAAUUAAGGCAAGUGAUGAUCAUCUGCUGCAGGUAGUCGAUGACCACAUAUAUCUAUUAAUACUUCUAUGGUUAGCAAGAUUGUGCACAACUCAACACUAUAUAAGUCGUGCCUGCAUGAGUCGUGUUGAGUACUUCUAUUAGAUAAGUCGUGCCUGCAUGAGUCGUGUUGAGUACUUCUAUAGCUGGUGUGUAUCUGCUAGUAGACAAGUUUUCUUUGAUUGAUUUUCGUUUUCUUUUUCUCCACUGGAAUUAUAAGUGUUGAGUACAUGCUUAUUUAAAUAGACGAUGCUAGAUAAGAGUAAGCCCCUUCUUCUAUACCCCAUGAAUGGGUAUACUACUCCUCCUACUACCACAAUAAGUAACUAACUGACUAGAUAAUGAUAGAUACUAGUAAUGCGCUCACGUCGAUACAACUAGUGCCCACUUUUACAAGGGGGAACGAACGUAUAUAGUAUCACCAUACAUACUAGUAAAGCAGCCCACGCUUCUAGUCUGAGUAUAGAGCGGCUCUCUCAUCUGAGUUUACAGCUCUAAUCUGAAUAUAGAAGGCAGUGACGGGAAGGCCCUCGAGGACAGGCGAACCAAGGUCCACUUAAGGCUAGUAGGGUCAACCCAUCUCUCACGACCGCAUCUUUUAACCAGGUGAGAAUCUAAGUAUACGGAGAAUAGGUGUCUACUCCACACCGGUACAUUGAUACAAGUGCACUUGAUCAAGGGAAAAACGGGGCCAAGGAUGCGCUCAGGGAUGCAGGUCAAACUGUGGACGGCGAGUCAAAUCCUAUCCUAUCCUAGUAUCUAGAUGUGUCUACCAGAUCUGAAUCUGAAUAUGGAGAAUUGCAGGUGGGCCUACUUUAUCUACCAGAUGAAUAUCCUCGUUAUCUAUAUGUGUGCCGAAUAUCUCUAUCUAUAUGUGUGCUUCCUUUAUACGAAGCUUCUCUCCUGGUUUUGAUUUUUCUAGUACAGGAGAGUAGAUAAGAGGUGGGUUGUCCUUUUCGGAUGUCUAAUACUUGACUUCGCUUUUGCGUUUUGCAGUGGCGCGCUGGACUUGUUAAGGCUCCUAUCUACUUAGUACUGGUGAAACCAAUUAUUGACAACUCGAACUUAUAGCGUACCCCAAGAUUCAUUGGGUACACUACUACUACUGCUGCUGCUACUACCUCAAGACCAGGUAGAUGAAUGAAUGAAAGAAGAGUCACUACUCUCUCGGACAGAGAGUCAGAAAAGCUUCUACGGAGGAUGAAAAUCUCUCUCAGAUGGAGAGUCAGAACAUGGCUGAGGCGGGAACUCCUCUAUAUCUAAAUCUAACAAGUCUAGAGGAUGAAAACCUUCCGUGAGUGCUUCUAUGAUCAUCAUCAAGAUCGAAGACUUCCCGCUAUAGGGUGAAAGAACGGUAGUCGUCGCAAUAAAUGCGAGAGCUUGCUAUCGCUAUUACUGCAGCGUGCGAAUUCAUUCAUUCACUCACUCAUUCAUUGCUAUUACUAUUACUAUUACUAUUACUACUACUAUUACUAGCAACGUAAGAAGGAAGAAGGAGUGGUAAAAAGUAGAACUGGCAACCACGGAAUAAGGCCGUGAAAGGACCAGCGAGAUGAUCAGGAAAAACCAAAAAGCUCGCGCAUUCUCCCGUGAGCGCUUGUUCUUACUUGCUCGUAGAUGUUGAGCCGACGGACUCCUACUACAGUUCAAAAACCGCAGUUACAUCUAACUUUUUUUGACAUUCUGCUCGGCGGAGCUCGUACCUCGCGGGUCUGGGACACGAACGGUAAGCCAGAAACUGUCAGGCCUGAGGAUACACCUCGCCGGCCCAUAGAGGAGAAGCUAUGACUUCAUCACUUGGGUAGUGUAACUUGGUCUAUGAUGUAUGACGUCACUUGGGUACUGUAACUACUAGAACGACUCGUUGCUUUCAAGGGGUCAUCCUGUGACCUUCGAGUGGAGCUGCGACUCGUGGCAUCUUUCUGAGAUAUACCUUUCACCAAAUGUGAGGGGAGCAUCUAUGGAGGAGGAGCUCUACUCGUCAUGAGACAGUAAGCAGGCCUUCUUGUCGGUGUUCCUACAGUGAAGAUAGGUGGCUAACUACUACUGCUACUACUAUCUCAGUAAGUAAAAGUCGUGGGCGACGCAUCUGUGAAGGCGUACUAGCGCUAUGAGGCCAGGGAUGCCACGACCUAACCUAACUUACCGACACUGCUCUAACAGAUGCCGCACUUGACCAAGAAGAAAAAUGGCCAGCGAAGUUCCGCAACCUUUUAUGGCCCACUACAUCUAGAUGCGUCCAUCAUUUUCGUAGGAUCCAUGUCCUAAAAAAAAAGGAAAAGGGAGAGUGCAGCUAGUGCCCUUUUCUUCAUCCGAUACAACAAGAAUCAUACAAGGGAAAACGUAAAUAUAUCCACCGGACGAUAGAGUUCCUGUCCUAUCGUGGGAGGUGGAUCAGUUCCUAUCCUAGAUGAGGAGAUGACCGCGAUGAACACAAGCGGACUCUAAUGCCGGGCGUCACUCGUUGCAUUGGGGUCUUCUACUAUCUUAUGAAGGGUAUUCUACUAUCUCGUUGCAUUGGGGUCUUCUCCUUCUUAAAACAUUUUUCGGACCACGUUACCCCAUUAAUGGGCUUACUACUAUACUACUACUUCUUACUAAUGCGACUACUACUAAUACUACUACUACUUCUAACCUAAGAUGAAAGGGCGUAUCUAAGAUUCUAAGGUGAGCAAGAUCUCAUUUACCAGGAGGUAAGUACUUACUCUUUGAUUUCUGCCUUGUCACCACGCUCACGCUUGAUCACCCGAGAAAGGUGACUGCAUCAGUAACUGUUUAGUACAUGCGCUUGAACUGAACAACCCCUCCACCUGUUUGCAAAUGCAUGUGAAUGAGCCUCAGGGCAGGAAAAUUCAUUCACUCACUCGACGAAUGCAGCUGCUAGAUCGGUAAAACGACCUGAAACUACCUAUAGUACCCCACUAGUGGGUACCGACGGUUCUGCCGACGGUUCUUCACAGUUACAAAUUUUAGUUAGUUACUAGUCGCUCGUAAACAAUCAGGCAACCGAUUAGGAUUACCAGAACUACAGCAGUGACGCACAACAGAACUUUAUAUCAGAACUGCACAAGAUAGCUUUAUAGAUACCACUAGAAAAGCGAAGCAUCUGUACUACUUAAGUAUAUAUUUAUGCUCAGGCCUGUACUAGACAUCAAAGAAGUGUUAGUGUAAUUUCCAUGAAAGAAGUGUUAGUAUAAUUUACAAUCGCAGGAAAUGCACGGUAAUUAGACUUUGGCAUGUUGUUAGAAGAUUCCGUAACUCGGUGUCAGCACGGAAUGAAUCUUCUAACAUGCCCAGUGGUACCGGGGACAUCUCGCAAGUUGUUGAAUUAAGGGCUGGCACCUUAGCUCCACCACGGAGUGACACAUUGUACAUCUGAGAAGUAGAACUGCAAGAAAUAGAAAACGGGUGUACUGUACUUUUACUUAUAAGUAGGCCCACAGCACCUAACCUCAGGAUGUUGUACAUCUGAGAAGUAGAAGUGCAAGAAAUGGAAUACGGGAGAUGUUGUGCAUGACUGUACAUCCCAAACCCUGAGGAGGGACCUUUUUUCAAGUAGAAAACGGGAGAUGGACUAUAACCUAUUGUAUGAGUAGAAGAAGGUUGUAGAACUUGUUCUGGCUUAUUUUCCAAGGAUAGAGUUCUGGGAUGCUUAGUUUUCUUAUCUUUUCUUCUCAACUUAAGAUGAGGGUCGUGAGUGUUGUAGUAUCGUCUUUUCUUCUCAACAAGAAGAGCGUGAGUGUUUGUGUAGUAAUGCUGCGGAAUUAGAAGUGAUUCCGAUUUCUAAUGCGGACCGAUUUCACAGAAGGGCUCUUCCUGCCGAAUCCUGAAACGGUGCCGCCAGAUUGGAAACGGGAUGCUCCCGACGUUAAGGCUACCGUUGAAGCAUCCUCAGCGCCGUCCUUGGAUAGUAGUAGUAGUAGUAAAGCCAAUCGAGGGGUAUGUCUUACAUUUGAUUUGGGAAGGGGUUAUUUGUUCAUCUGGGAGGAAUGAGGAUGGAGCAUGACAUGCUGCACCGCUGAAACUCAUCUUGAAACUUCCCCUACACUCUCCCCUCUUCUUGCUCUUGCACUUUGGACGUACCCCUGGAUAGGGUUUACUACUACUACUACUACUACUACGCCGUAGUCCUUGGUUCUUCUUUUUCAAGGGAAAAACGGAGCCAAGGAUGCGCUCAGGGAUGCGAACGCGGUAGCUCUAAUGGCGGGAGCUUUGAAAAGGUAUGAGUCCACGAACUUCGUUAUUGGGAACUACGAAAGUUGACCACUACUACUGCUACUACUACUACUACUACCACCACCUACUUUUUAAGGGAAGUGUUCCGCCAAAUUGUAGAAAAUAUACCUGAAUGAAAAUAUGGGAAACAAAGACUUUCUUUGCCGCUGUAAGAAAGUAACAAUUUACAGUAAGGAACGAACAGACCUAUGGCGGAGAAGUAGGAAUAGACCUAGGGAACGAAUGGACCUAAAUACGCCUAAGGAUGGUUUACUACUUCUAUUGCAGGCUUACCCUGUCGUGAAAGUGGUAAGUCAACUCCUAUCCUAUUCACUCUUAGAAACGUUAUCCUGUAUCCUAAAAAUCCAAAAAAACGCCACUGAUUUUGGACUGUUCUCCCAGAUCGGGUUUAAGUACUACUACCACUACUAUUCGCAUACGAUCUACUUCGACGUUCCCAAUAAGAAGUGGACGCAUUCAGAAAAUGAGUUUGAUAUGGAUGAUCUUUUUUCUCCCAUCUUUAACAGACCAUGGUCGAGGCUGCCCCUUUUCAUCCUCUUCAAAAGUGUUGCAUAGGUCAAAUUUCCCCUUGAAAGUGUAUUUAGUUUAAACGGGAGACCUGCUCGGUGGUCUGCAUCUAGAGGGGAGAAAAAGCGGCAUCCUUCCUCUCCAUAUUGCAGAAAGCUGUCGACAAGACGGCAGACAGCUUGAUGACCCCGUGGCCGACUCCGCCGUGGGUUAAAGAUACUACUUUUAAGAGUGAAAUCCAGACUGCUCGUCACUGUACUGCUCGUCACUGUGUACCAGCGUGAUUCUCCCUGACUCUACUUCGGUCCCAAUGCCAAAGCGACAUGAAGAGCACUGAACGCGCAAGAAAGACCUCCAAGAUUGAAACGCAGUCCCCCACAUCCUCCCCUUUGCAACAUCAACGUCACCCGACACACUACGAUUACUGCUAGGUAAAUGAGUGAAAGUGAAUGAGUGAGCCCCUGACUCGACUUCUUUCAAUGAGACAGCUGGCUACUAUGUAUUGAGAUGGUAAAAAAGUAGCCAUAAUUCAAGAAUUCAGGAGUCAGGAGCGUUCUGGUCCUCUAAGACACAUGGUGGUUCUGAAGAAUGAUUCAAUAGUGUUGUUUGGGCGCUUUCAUAUGCAUGCAUACCUCUAAGGCUUUGUCGCUCUGCAAGGCCGCCGCAUCCUUGGACUACUACAUGUUAAGAAAGAACUUGAUUUAAGUAUCUAAGGGAUGUUAAGAAAGAACGUGUUGACCUGUACAGGAUGAGCGCUAAAAUAAAGAACAGCAUGCAUCUAAGAGCACAUCUGGGGCUGGCCUAUAUUUGUGUGCCUAUCUGCAACUUGAGCUAUCUGAGGGCAUAUCAAUAUUCACUGAAGCCUUAUAAUGACUUUAGCCGAAUAGCAUCUAAGAGCAUAACUGAUAGAUUUAUACCUUAAAUAUAGGUAAGAAAGAGCCGCGUCAUACCAUGACUAUCUUUCUAUUUUUUGUCUAGUCUCGGUGUUGUUUGUAUAGUUUUUCUAUCCUUAUUUGUAUAUCAUGUAAUCACAGCAACGACUUGUUGGUGUUGUAGUAUUUGUAGAUCUCUCUAUCAACCCGUGUAGUCAUGGAGUGAGAAGUGUCCAAACCUUUGCCCGUAUUACCCAGCUCAUAUCAAGUUCGAGACAGUAGAUAUUCGAAGUCGUAAAGUAACCGAGUUAGUGACUGAAGUAAAAGAGUCACUACGCUGCUCUUCUUUCGGUAUCUCUAUUAUUCUAAGUAGAUACUCGGUUAUUUCAGUUGAUCGAUUACAUAGCUCACAUCAAGUUCAAGUAGGAAAAAAAAGGACUAGAGGAAGUAGUGCAGCAAUUAAUUAAACAUUACACCUCUCGAAUGGGUACACUACUACUACUACUACUACUACUACUACUACUACUACUACUACUACUACUACUACUACUACUACUACUACUACUACUACUACUACUACUACUACUACUACUACUACUACUACUACUACUACUACUACUACUACUACUACUAAUACUACUACUACUACUACUACUACAUGAUAGAACGACUCCUGCGAACUAGAUCGGUUGACUUCUUCUUUGACCCCCUGCUAAACAUGAAUGGUCCACCUGGUGGGCUGGCGAAAAGAGAGGAGCCAGCAACUCAGGGCGCGGCGCAGCUCUUCUAUGGAUGAUGUUUUUUCUCCCCCAUCAGAUGGUAGGUGCGCUGCGUGCGCGGAACGUGUGAUGCGAUAGGGUCGUGCGCGAGCAUAAUAAUAAUAAUAAUGAUAUUAAUUUCAAGGGAGAUCAUCGAUGCGGACCCUUUUGGGUCCCUUCUUGGAUGUGGACUUAUCUAGUUUAAAAGGAGGGGGGGCCUCGGUGGUCUGCCUCCAGAGGGGAGAAGACACCGCAUUCAUAUUUUGUUCCUCCCGCCAAGCCUCGCAGUUUGCUGCGCGGAAGAUGUCCGGACUUACGGCCAACAACUACAUUUAGAGGCUGUGUAGAUCUUUCUCAGACCCAUUUCUUCGCCAGCGGUCCCGUACAACAAGAGGGCACAGAGAUGAGGGGGCUUCAAAGCGGAGGACAAGACUUUUAUAAACCAGCAGAAUCACAUUUUUACAAGGGUCUUACUUCAGAGAGGUACAGAGUUUAGAGAGCUUCCACCGAUCUGGAUGGACACAAGCUGGAUGGACACAAGCUGGCUCUAACUGAAGAAUGGCAAAUGUGGCCCGGAUUUUCCCAGCGAUCAAUACUGCGACAGUAAGCCCUGGACUGAAGAAGACGGGGUCUAUAAAUUAAGAAUGGACCGCCUCCACAUUGCCUCUCUUGACAACGACCACUCUCGACGAGGACGCUUCCCAAUAUUGACUAGGAAGUUUCCCAAUAUUGAUUAGGAAGUUUCCCAAUAGGAAACUACUCCAAGGGCUCCAUAGUCCAGGAUUAUGGACGUUGCAUCCUGGACUAGGAAGUUUCCCAAGUGAUUACCUAUACCUCAUGACUAGGUACAUCAAUCAAUCAAUCAAUCGAAAAGUCGAGAAUGUUCUGGAACCCCUUUGGUCAAAGAGGAUAAGGGGACCUCUAAUCAAAGUAAUGCCGUCGCAGCCGGAUGGCAAGACUCUUACCCAAAUUGUGUUAAGCGCGAAUGGUAGCUGUGAGUAUGUACCCUGCGAUGUGAUACUGUGACAACAACUCAUGUGAAGAUACUGUGACAACUCGUGUGACUUUUUAGCUUAGAAUUCCAGACCUGCCUCUAUGGCUUCCUCUAUGGGUCGGGAGCUCUUCCUCGCUUGUAGAGCCUCUUAAGUAGCAUCCUUUUCGUGUUCCUUUUUUCUUAGGUAGGGCCCUACAGCAAGUAUCACAAGGACAUAGAGGCUCGGAGACUGUGCGACCCUGUGGGUCCAGCCACUAGUGCUUUAGAGGCUGUGAGACUGUGCGACCCUGUGGGUCCAGCCACUAGUGCUUUAUUACCACAGGCUUCCUUUCUGAAGUUUAGACAGAUGAGUAUCAUGUGACAGUGACUUUUUGUUCCUGAGGUACUAAAGCUUUUAGUUAGUUUGUGAUAGAAGAACUGAUCUCAGGUGCAAGAAGGAUCUCAGACCGUCAGGAGAUGCUAGCACACGACCGAGACCCGUCUAAUCGGCAGCGCGCUGGCCAGAAAUGCCAUAAUUAAGCACGGGCGUGGAAGAUACUGAUCAUAAUCGUCGUGGUCGUCUUCGGUCGACUUAGAUAAAUUCUACUAGAGGUACCUCUGGGCUGCUUCAGGAAUUCUUUCGUCUUGGCGAUAGUGAAGAGCGACAGCGACUACCUUAGACGCACUGACGAUGGUAGCCCCACAGUAGUUGUGAGACAUAACUCUCGCAAGUCAAGUUGUAAGACAAAACUCACCCCCCAAGUGGCGGGUCUAUUACUACUAUUUCUCCUACUUCCACUACUACUAGGCACGUGCAUUCCUCACCUACAUCCGUGCCCGCCCUCUCUCUUCAUCCAUCUUCCCCUUUCAGCCUCUCUUCACUGCGUCAACAUACUAGCAAAUUAGUUCACAUCAAUGUUAAAGCCGCUUCGUAUGCUUCUUGAGAAGUGGCGUCAUAGUUUCUAAUUUGAAGAAACGCGUUACAUGCAGGGCUGAUGCGGGAGCCCUUCUACUUAUCUAGAUUACUUACUCUCUUAUUUCAGUCUAUCGAGUAAAUCUAAAUCUAUAGUUUCUCUUUAUAUUCUUCUCUAAUACUAAUUAUAAAUAUAAUUUUGUUUCUUCUAAUUUAAAGAACGUGGACGACGAGGCAGGAGCACCAGGAGAGGGAGGAGCACAGGACGAGCGUUCACACUUGCUUCUGAGCAGACCACAUAUGAGCCACCAUCUUAUGGUAUUCCGUUUCAGGAAAGCAUUUAUUUGUGGCAGAAGACAGAACUUUUACUCCGAG
This is a messenger RNA of Amoebophrya sp. A25, 10875 nucleotides long. The record is from the annotation of a GenBank genome assembly. Lineage: Eukaryota; Dinophyceae; Syndiniales; Amoebophryaceae.